GGAGCUCUAAGGUUUAGAGGAAGGGAAAUGCUUUGAAAUACUCUACGGACUGUGGUCGCCUGACCUGAUUAUUAACGUGUCUUUAUGUUCUUCAUUUUCACCAUGAUAAACAUCUUUGCCUACUCUUGUCUUCUUUCUGCUCUGAGUUUUGUGGAGAUGAAGAUUCUCAACAUAAGAGGCUGUGUUGGGGAAAGAGUGACGUUCAAAUGCUCAGACUGGAACACUGUGUUUGAUGUAAGAUUUAAUGAUAAGUACUUUUGUAGAAGUCCAUGCACCGAACGCAAACACAUCAUCAUCAAAGCAGCAUCUGGAAAGACUACACAAGGAAACAGAAUGCAAAUAUUAAACAGAGGAAAUGAUUUAUCUGUGACCUUCACUAAUCUGAAAAAGUCUGACACUAACAUAUAUUACUGUGGAGUGAAGAGGAUUGGUCCUGAUCCAUGGAUAAAGGUGGUUCUUAAAGUUACAGAUGCUGCGUCUUACGGUCCCAAGAGAACUCCAGAAACAGUGGACACAUUUACAACUCUGCCACCAGCAGUGUCAAACAGCUCCACUCUGUCUUCAAACAGCUCAGAUAAUAUCACCGAUGUGUCUGCAUCGAACACGACCACUACGACAACUACUCCACCAGCAACACAAGAAGCCGGGAGCAUACCAUAUUUGAUCAUAGGUGUCAUUCUCUUAAUAACCUUACUGAUGGUGUUACUGAAGUUUAUGAGCAAGAAGAUGAUGAAACAACGGAAAGUUGUUUCAACAGCUGUAAUGCCACAGGAAGACGCACGAGAGGAAGCUGAAUAUGAUGAAAUCAGACAUGAAGAAGCGACUGACCCGGACAGCCUCUAUGCUAAUAAUUCCUUCCUCCAGGAUAUCGGAUCAGCAGCUGCUCGAUGUGAGACGGAUUCAAGGGGGGCGUGUGCAGAGAGCAGAGCCAACGUGCUGUAUUCUGUUGCUCAACUACCCAAAGACCAAAUGAAACCCACUGGGCAAUCACAGACAAAUCAAUCUGAAAGUGCCGGAAAUGACUCUUUCUACGACCUGGCUCAACUACCCCAGGCACCCUGAAGGAGGCCACUGUGGGAAAUGCAUACAAAGGAACUUUUAUGAUUAAACAUUUGAUUAGUUUUGAAUAAAACAGUAGACAUAUAAUGUAAUAUAGGACAUAUAUAAGGCAGGAUAGAAGAGUAAAUGAACAAGUUAGUAUCCGUACACAUGGUCCAGCCUUACUUAAAAAACAAGUGAGACAUCUAGAAAGAGUUGCGGUGUAUCUACCUCUGCUCCCAUCAUGGAUACGGUUCAACCGCAGAGCUCCUAUGAGAGGAAGACUUUUUCCCCAGAGGCAAAUCAAUAUAAAGUCCACAAAUAUUCCACUGUAACAACUCAAACUGCACUUUUUAAUAUACAUCUAUUACUAUACAAAUGUGAGACACUGUCAGUCCACUUGUUUCUCAUUAUAAUAUUAAUAUUCAUAUAUGUAUUCUUACAUACGUGUAAAGUUAUAUGUGUCUUAUUCUUAACUUUGACUUCUACAUAAGUUGCUUUCUUGCAAACUAGUGGAGUUUCUGAAGCAGAACUGAAGCUUUGUGAUAUGUGACCUACUUGUGUUUUCUUUGUUACCUUGCAGGAUAUUGCAUAAUUGCGCAAACAACCUUUGUGUUCAAGUGAAACUAAAAGUAAUUGUUGGGAGAAAACUGAAUGUUCUCUUCUGAUAUCAGAGUAGCACAUGAUAACAGAGGCCCUAUGUAGCUGUGUGUAGCCGGAUGUCUGACUACAUGGAUGCCGCUUAUGAGACACUGUGUUGAAGUUAUGAUAGCUAUGUUCCUAAGAUUGGCAUGAUGACACAGCCCCUAGAGAGACAUAUGACUGUCCUGUUUAUUGCUUACGCAGGCCUUAGCUAAUCUGAACUAAUGUCAGAAUACUGCUUUGAAUGAGUAUUCUUCCAUCUUGUUGACUGUCACACCCUCUCUUAUAAUUGAUAAGCAUAUCAAGGACUCUACUCGAGAACUACUUGUCCCACGCAGCCCUGUGUGUGAUGACUACUUCCAUUCUUGCAAGGAUAAUAAAUACAUGUAUCCUGA
Molecule: messenger RNA, 2075 nt
Organism: Gymnodraco acuticeps
Lineage: Eukaryota; Metazoa; Chordata; Actinopteri; Perciformes; Bathydraconidae
Exons: 6
Coding region: 85-1062 (325 amino acids)
Source: RefSeq, a predicted model, not a curated record